CAAACUCUCUCAGACUUGGGACCCGAGCAUUUUACGAAAGCUUCAGUGUGCAGGUAAUGCCGGGGUUGGUGUGUGGGUGAUGUAUGUUUUGUUGUUAUAUGUCAAAAAAUCAAUAAAAAGUUUUUUUUAAAAAAACAAAAACACACGAACACACAUAUCCUGCUCACACACAAAAGCAAAUCUCACUACAGCCAACCAAAGACAACCAACCACACCCUACGCCACCCCCAACCUCUCUCACCACCAAGGAAAUACAAGAAGUGAAUAGUAAGAGAACCCACACAAGUGAUGCCGACACAAAACCCCACACAUAGACUAAGUAGAAGAAUAGAAGCAUUGCCACCCGACCCCACUCCCCACUCCCACUUCCCCCCCUCUUUACUUCCUAACCUAACACUGUAUGUAACACUAAUGUCUCACAACAAAUGAAACUGAUCUGUGGAAAACUCAGCUUGAAAAAAGAGACAAUGCACAUAUUUUUGUAAACCAAUAAAUCUUUAAUAAAAUAUAUAUUUUAAAAGACAAAUAAAGAUCCAUACAGGUUUAUAGAAUAAUUUAACAUUUAUUAAUUAAAAUAAACGGGGAGGGAGAUCCUACUGAUAUCAAGGGAUAAGUACAUAGGACCAAAGUGUUAAAUUUAUGGGUGAUGUGCAAGCAGAUAUAUCACCAGAUAUUUCAACCUGCUGUGUCCACCCCAGAGAUCGGCAACGUGGUGCCCAAGGGUAUGCAUGUGCCCACAGAGAGCUUUCAUGGUGUCUACAGGGUCCCUUCCCUUGCUGAAAUUAGACUUAAAGGGCCAAAGAUUUAUACAAUCGGGAGAGAAACCAGAGUAAUGGGGAAUGGGGAAAAUUUAUUGUGUAUGUGCAGAAAUACCGUUCUUUUCCAUCUAUAAGACACCCCCAUGUAUAAGACACCCCUAUUGUGGGGGACUCAAAUUUCAGAAAAUGGUCUUCAGCUGGUAGGUCACGGCUGCCUGCUCCAAGGUUGGCUACAGCAGGAGCACCACCGCUGUGCAAUUAUAAGGGGAAAGAUUAAGAAACCGGGUCCCCAAAUGCAUGUUUGGGUUAAAAGUGGCUCCUGAGUCUUAUAAGGCUGAAGAUACACAUGUUUUACACACCAAAAAGGGGCCAAUGGAUGAGUCUUCAGGAAGGGCUGGGGAAGAUUCCUGUCUGAGACCAUGGCAAAUGGACCAAUGAGUUGCCUCAGAACAGGCAUCCCCAAACUGCGGCCCUUCAGAUGUUUUGGCCUACAACUCCCAUGAUCCCUAGCUAACAGGACCAGUGGCCAGGGAUGAUGGGAAUUGUAGUCCAAAACAUCUGGAGGGCCGAAGUUUGGGGAUGCCUGCCUCAGAAUAAGGAAUCUACCUUUGUUCCUGUCUUUUUCCAAGUGAUAUAUGAAUGCUAUGUAUACAUUUUGCAGGCUCUAUCAGGGACCCCCUGUUGCUAGAGGAAGACACACCAGAUCACAGAAAGAAUCAGGAUCUGUCAGCUGUUCCGCCGAAAUAUAAUCUUCUGCAUAUUUUCUGUUCACCGUACCAAUACAUACAGGCUGAAUUAGAAGAAGAGCAGGCUAAGCCAGGCCUUGCUUCCUCAUCUCAGAAACAAUAUGAGGAAAAAGCCAGACUGGGGGAAAGCUAUGAAGAAGGAAAACAUGCCAGAAUAAGAGCUCGUAUUCCUUUAAGGAUUUCAGUAAGAAAACUGAGUUUUCACCUUCCACGGCAGCAGGCAAAGGAGCCCACCUGGAGCCAGCACACAGCAUAUAGCAGGAUUCCAGAGGACAGAUGGGUGGACGUUCCCCGAGACGGAGAGGUUCAAGGCCACAGUGAAGAAGUCGCGAACCAAUCCAGAGAUCAUCAAGCAAUGGGGAAAACCAGCAUUGAUACUUCUGAGCUCGGGUGCGAGAAAUCCCACGUGACUUUCUAUGGAGGUUUCUUCCCUGGAAAAAAGAUCACAUACAGCGUUAACCAAAAGUAUCUGAAGGGCAAACAUGGGAGAGAUGAAGGAACCCCUGUGACUACAGACUUGUUCUCUCCUAUUCAACCAGGAACAAGGCCAGAGCAAUGUGAAGUCAUGAAAGAACAUAGGAAGCAGGUGCCAGAGAUUUGCAGGUUGCCUCAGAUAUCCGAAGACUCGCCCAGAGCUUAUAGGGGAAAAUUUAAAUCUGGGAAGCUUCCCAAAGAACCUGUGGCUUUCCCAUUGCUUGUUCAGCUGGAAAGGGAUCCUGAGGCAAAAACCCUGAGAGGAACUAGUUGUAAUGAACCCAGACCUGAGGUCGAUGUCUGUGAUGAGCAUCUGUCUGCUUUGCCAAAUGAUCUCAUUUUAGAGCCAGAACAUAAAAAUCAGCAGCAGCAGGAGGAGGAGAGGAUGAUGAUCAAUAGUGAGAUCCUGGAGGCUUCCCAAGGUAGUUUCCACCUACCUCCAAUAAAUAAUGGAGAGUUUCUGCUCAACGGAAGGAAGAUGAGAAAGAAAGAAGAGCAUUCUGAAAAGAACAGCCAGUAUCAAAGAGGUCUGUCCUCGACUUACGAACAUCAGAAUGGCACCUCACUCCACCAUCUCCCCCCCGAUACAGAAAUCCCGUAUCCAUCACUCUUGGGAUCCGUCCAAACUACUGACAAUCCCAGGCACUCUGGAUUCAUUCCAGACGAAGAAGGGGAUGGUGAAUUAUUCCUUAAAACGAGGGCAGCUGUUUCCAUAAGCUCACCGGAGACCCCGCCUGCGACAGGAGAACUUCAUGGGAAGGAAGCCCUGAAAAGGCAACAAGCAGGGAAGCUGCGAAGAAACCAGCACGGCACAGGAAAUGAGCAAAGCACCAAGGGGGAUGAGAGAGUUCAGGCUGAAUCCAGAAAGGGGGACCAGCGAAGUCAAGGUGGCCUCUGCGGGAACAGGCAUCUCCUGCGGAGUAAGGAAGAGGAGGGACUCUCCAGCUUGCCACCAACAGACAGCAGAAAGGAGAAGGAUGUUGGCAACUUCUUAGAAGAUACAGAAAAACAACUGGAUAAUUUGCCCCAGUCAGCUAGCCUCUCACACCUGGAACCACACAUUGCCCAUCCCAGGAUUUCUGCACCAGAUAGGGAGAAGAUCUCUGAAUCGGACAGCACCAACACAGAGAUUCUUGACCGCAGUGCUGAAAUUGAGAAGAGCGCAAGAAUGGGCCCCCAUUCAUCUGAAAAACAUCAGGUAGAAGAAGAUGAUGGUGAUGAUGGUGAAGAAGAAGAAGAAAAAGCAAUGUUGCCAGAGAAAACCAGAAAGCCAACUAAGGGCCCUGAUCCCAAGGCAGCUGCAAGUGUUGUUGAGGACAAAGCGAAGACAGGGAAGAAGAAGCCUGAAUCGGUGAGAAGUGGAGCUGUAGUGAAAGUGCAGAAGAAGACGCUCAAGAAAGAUAAACGGACAGAUUUUGUUGUAGGGAAACCAAAACAGAAGAAGGCUGUUGGGAAAACGGUUCCUUAUUCCAAAGAGAAGUCAGCAGGUGUCAAAAGAUCGGAGGCUGCAGAGGACUCAAACCAGGAUGAAGAAAAAGGGGAUGCAGCUGCUGAAAUAGAGAAGAUCAGUUCUCUUGUAGAAGGAGAAGGAGGAGACGAAGAUGAAAAGGGAGGCUUUUCUGAUCAAAGCCCUCCUUCUUCCAGCCCUCUCAGGGAAGAAUCCCUCUUGCCACUUGAAGAAGGUGAAGAACCUUCUGCUGAAGAUGUUCUCCAUCCUUCUGGACCUCAAGCCAUUCCUGCUGAUGAGACAGCUGCUGUUGCCCCUGCAGAUGAUGGCUCCCAGCCUGACACAACUCUGAGCAAUGACCCUCCAGAGCCACUGGACCCGCCUCGGAACAAGCAGGAGGAGAAACUCUCACGAGAGCAAAUGAUAGCCGACAGGGCAGAGAAGAGGCGGCUUGCGGUGGAGAGAAAACGAAGGGAGCAGGAAGAGCGGAAGCGGAAGGAGCAGGAAGAGCAGGAGAGGAUGGAGAGGAUGAAAGAAGAACUGGAACAGGAGCAGCAGAAGAGGAUGGCAGAGAUGCGUCUAAGGAAACAGCAGCUGGAAGAAGAGCGCCGGCGGCAGGAAGAGGAAGCAGCAAGGCAGCAACAAGCUGCAAAGGCAGCCCAGGAACAUGCACGGCACCAACAGGAAGAGCUCCGCAGGAAACUCCUGGAAAUGCAGAAGAAGAAGCAGCAGGAAGAGCAAGAACGCGCAGAAGCGGAGAAGCGGAGGCAGAAAGAAAGGGAAAUGCAGCUGGAAGAGGAACGCCGACUCUUAGCUGAGAUGGCAGAAGAGCAGCGCUUGGAGUACGAGAGAAGGAAGCAGGAAGAAGAGGAGCGAGUGAGGCAUGAGGCUGAGGAGAGGAGGAGAAGGGAAGAGGAAGAGGCUAGACUUGCAUUAGAGGAAGCAAAGAGACAAGCCUUAUUACUGGCAAGACAAAGGGCGGACUUGGAGAAGGAGAAGGAAUUCCAAUAUAAGCUGCUUGUGGAAGCUGAGGGGCUAGAACGAAGGCUGGCGAUUUCACGCCCAUGGGUUUAUUCGUAUUUCCAGCAUCCUUUUUUAAAUGUGGGAGAUGAGGAUUAAAGAGCGAGAACUUUUCCCAAGGACAACUCGCAGCCGCGUAGCUGUGGUCUUCUCGCCUUACUCCAAAAUGUCAGCAUCCCGUUAUUCACUUGUUUUUAAUUCAAUAGAGGCUGUUAAUCCACAUGAUGAGUGCCGUUGCCUUCUGACUAAUCACCUUGCAGAUUCCCAGUCAAAAGCUAUUGCCAAGCCCUCUUUCUAAAACAAGCAAGAGAGGGGAGAAAUGGCUUCAUCUGGACCACUGGGCAAUUUUGGACACUGGACAUUGUCGGCAAGACGACCUGAGGUCUUCACAAGCCUGGAGAACCCACCAUUGGAGAAGCCGUCAAUGAAAUCGAAUGAAAGUUGCACUCCGUGUUCUAAAGCAGGAGCAGCAGACUGGUGAGUCAUAGGAAACAUGUGGACUGCAAGUUAGCUUUGUCUAGACCAGGCAUCCCCAAAUUGUGGCCCUCCAGAUGUUUUGGCCUACAACUCCCAUGAUCCCUAGCUAACAGGACCAGUUGUCGGGGAAGAUGGGAAUUGUAGUCCAAAACAUCUGGAGGGCCGAAGUUUGGGGAUGUCUGGUCUAGACAACCCCCUGCCCCAAUUCACUAGUUUUGCGCUUUCUCGAGGCCAGAGACAAGGAGCCUGUGAUCUUCCAGAUGUUGAGAUUGUGGCUUCACUCAUCCCUGAACAUUGGCCAUGCUGAUUGGUAUGGGAGGGAGUCCAACGACGUUCAAUUCAGAGCGGCCUCGCCGUAUGAUGAAGAUUGCGAUCCAAGUAGUGUCACACAAAUGUCACCCUACGCUUCAGAAUGGGGUACAGGUAUAAAAAUGAUAAAAAACAGAUCAAUCCCGAGUUCACGAAGAAGAGAUAAAACACCCAAGUGGGAUUCAUCCAUCCAGGCUGAUUAAAUGAGUUUCCUACAAAUCCCUGAGGAACAGAGACAAGUUUUAAUCUGGCAGUAUUGACACCAACCAUGCUUCUGAGAAGUCAGGCCUACAAAUGGGAAACCAUUGCAGAGAAGACCCUUUCCCAUGUCAACUCAUGUGAUUUGUAAUCCAGUAACACCUAGCAGGGCUCUAUGAGCCACCAGCUUGUAGAAACUGGAAAUGGAACAGGAUGCAAAAUCCUGGCUCGCUCAUUUCUACAGAACAUGGGGGCAACUGAUACCUAUGAGCUAUCUGGGUUAUUCAUUCGAGUGGCAGCGGCACUGUGGCCCAGGAAGAAGAGGAGAACAUCAGGUGCCAGGCUAAAAACACAUUUCCGUUCA
Messenger RNA from Zootoca vivipara (common lizard), 5793 nucleotides. NCBI's taxonomy places the organism in Eukaryota, Metazoa, Chordata, Lepidosauria, Squamata, Lacertidae. The record is from RefSeq and is a predicted model, not a curated record.